Molecule: messenger RNA, 4494 nt
Organism: Ectocarpus sp. CCAP 1310/34
Lineage: Eukaryota; Phaeophyceae; Ectocarpales; Ectocarpaceae
Source: the annotation of a GenBank genome assembly
AUGCGGAGCCUCCAUAUGCUAUGUGCAGCUAUGUGUAAUGUGUCUGCUAUCGUAUUAUUCUUCCGUUGUCUUCGCAAUCAUUCUACAGGGAUCGCACCUUCUCCUGUAGGUCUUUACAUAGAGAUACAGCUGCAUCACGCUGGGCGGUCAACUCUUCCUCUUCGAUGGACCCCUCCAUGUUCGGGCGCAAGUACAACGCGUAGCGCUGAUCGUGUUAUCGGUCCAACAAAGGGAGACAGGGAGUGGGGUUCAAGGAGUUGCUCUAUUUUUCAUGGCGUUGUCUUGUGCCGUUUCGAGUAUUCCGCGUGGAACCGGCGAUGGCGCGCCAACCGUCCAUGUUCGUUGAUGGUACAGGACGUGGACGUGGACAAAUGGGAAUUUCCAGGUUCUACUGAAGAGGAGAAUGACUCAGUUACUAUCGAGAGCGGCGUUCGCCGGGACCAAAGCGACAACAACACUAGUGCAACAGAAAGUCAUUACCGAAUGCGUUCGUCCUCCGACCCACAUCUCGAAGCCUAUAUCGGCGCUGACGACUACCUCGUCAUGGUAGUCGCCGCUGCUUCCUCACGCCAAAAUUCGAGAGGCAAGGGCAACGGUGCCGACGUGGUGGUGGGGUCAGGACCCUCGAAACCCCCACCGCGCGGCAGAAUCGGCACUGCACGCUCUGCAAACUUCGUUCAUGGAAGGGUAGAGAUAAGUGCAAAGGUCUCCUCCAGAGGUUCAUCGGGCUUCUGGCUCAUGCCGUCCGACGCGGGCACUGUCGGCCAUACACCCUGCGCUCGCGUCGCCAUUGCCGAGAUUCGGGCAAGGGAAUACCACGCGGCUGAUAGCUCCGGACCCGACAUCACUGCCUCCCUGGGCUUCGGAGGCUACGAGGAGGAUAGGUGGGGUUGCACCAGCUCGAGCUCUUGGCCCGACAAAGGCGGUGGUUGCAGCUUGCCCGCAGAGCACGGCGUCGACUGGAGCGACGGCUUCCACGUGUACGCGUUAGAAUGGGAAGAACGAGAAUUUCGCUGGUAUGUGGAUGGCCGUCAGUACUGUAAGAAGAGCGCCUGGUUUGCGAAGCACCCCGGCGAUUUCCCGGCCCCCUUCAACAAAGCGUUUCACCUUGAGAUGGGGGUAGCAGUUGGUGGCGGUGAUGAUGUUGGCGAUGUUGACAGCGCAGAAGAAGAGGAUCCCUCGUCGGCCUCUACAAGGGCCCUUCAUUCGCCCUCAGUGCCCCCGGAGAUGCUUGUGGAUUACGUCAGAAUCGCCCAGGGCCCGAACGGUCAGUGGGUGCCUCCGCUGGAAUCCAUUGCAGCCGACGGCGGGCUACAGCCCGUUGCCCUCGACGGGGUGACGUCGUCAUCGCCAAGAGCGCUCGACGUCAUCAUCAACGUCCUGGCGGUGUCGGCAUGCGUUCUUGGUCCCUACAUGGCGAUGACCGGGUUGAGCAAGUCUUCUUCCUACCACCCGCCCGCCUGCUCCCGGCGUUUCCUCAGCCGCCCCCGCACCAACACCAUCUUGAUGGGAAUGGAGAUUGGUGCGUUCAAGGCGGCCAACGCUUCAUACCUCAUCUCCGGGAGCUAUGUGAUGGCCUUUGUGGGUGCAGUCACCUUCGGGAUGCUGGUCGGGUACCUCGCGCUUCACCAUCGAGCUAUGGCCCGAUGGAACACUGUGGGCGGGCUCGCGGUUCCUGCACUCUUUGUGGUCACCUUUGCUGUGUUGGUGUUCCCGUCAGAGCACCACGCCAAGGGUUUCGUGGUGGCGACGGCGGCCACGGGGAGCUGCGUGCUGAAGCUUGGGCUCGGCCGAUUGCUCGGCGAGUCGGGAGAGAUAUUCAAGAUCCUUGACGAUCCACUCGGCGACUGGUGCCACGUAUCGAGGGUUUGCCAAUCUCUGAUCUACGUGAUGGGAGCGAUGUUCUUCAUCGGCCUCUGCUCCCAGAGGUGUCUGAGACCGAUUUCCAAGGACGUCAACAAUGAUGGUGUUACCGCCAGCCUCGAGAAACAGAGGAGCGCUCUCUUUACGCCACCCCGGGCCCGAUCUCCGCUGGGAGCGUCAUCCGCGCGGUCCAGCGCACACACGCUCACGAGACAGGAUACCUGUUCCACCAGCAGCGACUUCGAGAUCGACGACAGUCAAGGAGCGAGCGCCGGGGGCCAGCGACAAUCCGGUGGCUGUGGCGGAGAUAAAGCUGCUGGACGGCGGCAAGGAAACGAAAAGAAGGGUUUCCUCGAGUACGACGAGGACGAAGCCUUUAUCCUUGGGAUAGGGGGACGACAAGGACGAGCACCAGGGGCGUGGGAGCGCGUAUCUGCUGUGACAAGGAGCUUUCUACAACGAGUGCUCCGUCCUUUUUCCUCGUUCCGCCGCCACGAACAAGCACCGGUGAGCGUUACCCCCGACAGCCCGACACCGGUCCCGAUGCCACUCACCGGAGUGGACUCAAACGCCGUUGUUUCCAGCGAGGGCGACACGAUCGAGCUCGUCAUUCACAGCCCGCACAAGAGGGCUCUGCGUCCUCAUCGACCGUCGGGGUGGUUCGGCAGCGGUGACAGCGGCGGCGAUAACAGCGGUGGCGGCGGCGGCGGUGGCGGCGGAAGUGAUCACCGUCAAUCGAUGCCACAGCUUUGCCUAAGGGACGGAGAAGACGGGGGUAACGACAGGGGCCUAUCCUCCCCGUCAACUAACGACUACGAAGACGCGCUGAGUAUCCUGUCCGCCUCGGAACUGGUCACGCCGGACGCAGAAGUACCGGCAGCCAUAGGGCCGGCGGUCGCGAGUGCCGGCUCAACCAAUACCGAGGGAGGCCGAAGCGGACGGCUUGCUGACGCCUUUUCUGAGAAGUGGGGGUCUUGGGUGCAAGACGUAAAUUCUUCCGACAGUAAUGACGACGGUUCAGGCGAAGGAAGGCGUGACGGUGGACGUGAUGGUAGCGGCUAUCGACUUGCCUUCCAAGACAACGGAGAGGAAAGUAGCACCGUCGCUGGUGGCAGCGGUAGCGGCGGCGGCGGCUGCCGCAGCGCGCGGGAGUUUGACAACGAGGCUCUUCUGCUCAGCCCCUACCGACAGAACCCAGACGAAGACCCGCCGUACUCCAGCGCCGCCGCCGCCGCCGCCGUCGCCGCUGCCGCGGGAGCGACCGAAAGGGAGCACGACAGUGACGGCCAGGCCCGGACUCACACCCCGUGUUCAUCAUCGAGCAGUUCCGUCUACGAGGAGAAGUGGCUGUGGCGCCAUCGCGAUGGGGUUCUCCCCCCCACGAGCAGCUGCAACAGUAGCGACUCUGCCGGAGCAUGCGGGCCGGAACACAGCAGCGAUUACGGUCCACGAAAAUUCCCUCCGACACGGCCGCCUGAGACUGGCGCCGCUAGGGAAACCUCCAGCCGCAGAGAGAACGAGGACGACGUCGACUCGAGGCUUGAAACUGCAACAGCGGUGCCAAGUGCUAGCCCCCAAGGUCAACAGCCGUACGGAGAAUCGAAGACCGGUUCCCUGCUGGAGAUUGACCUCUGAAGAAGGAACGGUGCGGCCUGGUCGCGACAAGUGAAAUGACCUCGAGCAUGGCCAGGUCGGGACAAGUAAACUGUUUGCCAGCAUGGUUAAACCAUCGUCCCCAACGCGUGUGUGCGUUCCAGUACUCGUAGUACUGAAAAUGGGUUUGUUACUGUAGGGGAAUCUGGCAUUAGGUCGGGGCUGAGUGUCGUAUGAGGUCAAAGUUACAGAGAAUCUCACCCAGCGAACGAUUGACAUAGUCACACAACAGAAUCCACAAGAGGACGUUUAAAACGCAAGCGAUUAGCGUAAGCACAUAUCUUUGGCCUGUGAAGUUUGUGUUUCGUUGUCUAGAGCCGUUCAUUGUACAGUCGUAUUUUCCCUUCUUGUUUCGGUCACGCAUUGCAUAACUUGGUUCGGCGUAUCACGGUGUACAUGAGACAUGAAAAGGCCGUCAGUUGUGGUUUUUUCCGAAACCUCGUAUUCGUCAAGGUUUAGUGCUGCAAUGGUGUUCGUUCCUUCCACGUACAUGUGCGAGUGUUUCAGUCGCGAGUUAGAUGUUGACUUCACGAAGGGAUCUACUUUCACAUAGUAUGUGAAAUAUGUUGUAAACUAGAAGUAUCUGCGUUGAGGGUGCAUACGUCCAAAGUUGGUGAAGUUGUUCUCCUUGUGAUCGCUUUUCAGGCGUGGUGGAUAGGACACCGCGCACGGUCAAAUCAAAGGCCGAGGUUUGUGUGGUCGCUUGUUAACGCGAACUACGCACCUUGGCACACGCGAGCGCUUGUGAAUGGUGGUGUCCGUUGUAUUUCUUUCGCGUCCGAAAGAAGCUGAGGUGAGACUCUCAUGAAACUCUCAAGAAAUUUCGGCUAGAUACUGGGCUUAUAUCGACAAUUCCUGUGAAACAGUUGCAGCUAUUUAGUCAUUAGUACGGUUGAUUACCUUGACUUUAGCUUUGAUAUCCGCUGGCUAGGGUUCAUCUAUUACUGGGGGUAGCUCGGGGUUAGCUCAUGCAUGGGU